AUGGCAGCACCGUACUGGGGGCAGUUGCCUCCUCCAAAAGUCUCAAGGCAAGGCUCAAUUAGCUCUGCUGCGAAUCCAACCUCGAGAAGGGACAGCCUGCCCGUCGAGAGCAAAAAGGACCGACUCUCAUCUCAAGAUCCAAGACGCAAUCGAGAAUCGACACAAACGGAAGCUCCUACUAUAUCUACACAAAGUCCAUUUGCUUCUCCAGUUGCUUCAACAUUUCGCGGAGAUGGAUUAGCUCCUCGACCACCCUCGUUUCCAUACGAUACCUCUAGCACAUCCUACGAAAACGAUUACUUGGAGAAGAGAAGAAGGCGCGGAGAGAGUCGUAAUAAGGAUAAUCUAUCCGAAUUCAAUCACUCUUCUUCUCCAACUGUUGCGGAUAUAUCUCGGUCACCGCCAUCGGGUAGCUCUAAAGAGCCUGUUGCUAGUGAAGCAUUGUUUACAAAUCAAGCUUCAGGAAGAUCGAGGGCGUCUCGCAAAUCGGAAGGAGCUGAUACAAUAGCAUCCGAGGAAACAAACUGGGAAGUUCUUGGCACAUCCUCUCCUAUAAGUGAAAGAGACGAUCUUCAGCGAACGGGUACAACUGGCAGGGGUGACGGCAAAGGCUUCUCGCGCAGAGGAGGGCAUACAUCAACUAGAGAACAGCCUAGACGAAGUCAGACUUCAGAUUCACAAACGAGAAAAGGUUCUUACUCCGAAGCGGCAGAGGCUCAACGACGAAAAGAGUGGGCACCAGACAGGUCUCCUCUACAGAGGUUGGAAUUGACACUUGAUAGCAUCACGAAAGAGGAGAAGCGAGCACGUGUAGAAGAGGCAGAGCGACUAAUCAAAGAAAAAGAAGGGACAUAUGCACGCGCUGUUGAACAGCCCACUCAGAAUAUAGUUCGCAUCAGAAAUCGACCAGUCGCAAAAGCAUCCGAAAGUCGUUUGCAAGCAGAGAGGCGACCGGCUGCCGAGGAAAGUUUUCCACAGACUUUAAGUCUUAAAUCAAAAGAAAGUCUAUCGCGUAGUGGAUCUGUACUGGAAAGGAGACCAAUCACGCAUACAUCUCCACCGAUUAGUGUAGCCUCUCAAGCAAGAAGUCCUGUUCUCAAUCUUGAAAUCGAGAGCAGUUCAAUCCCACAACGUACAUCCAGUAAAAAACAGAGCUCCGGUAUACCAACAGCGGUUGGAGUCGUAGCUGCUACCGAAGCCGUUGGUCUUCUUUACCGAAGCAAAAGCAAUAAAUUGAGAAAAGAUCCACCGCCAGAUCAUUGGAGCCGACGCCAAAGUGAGACUGAUACGCAGGACGACGUGCUACCUACUUUUGCCAAUAGUCGGCAAAUUUCAACGACACUUCAUAGGAUAGCAACCGAGCCUGUUGCAGUUAGACCUUUUCAGGCACGUCAACCCGAGUUGCGUGACGAGUCUCCGUACGAUACCGAAGAAGAAAUGAGGGAUACCCCUUUUAGGCGAGGAUCGAAAAGAAAGACUGUGCAAUUUGCUGGACACAAUCAAUCAUUGAAGCAAUCGGCAUCCGCCAUAUACAAUCGGAAAGCAAGUUCUUUUUCUUCAAAGGAUCAAACAGGCCCAGCCACAACUAGCGAUGGCCCUGCUGUUGAUCGUGAGGAGCAUCGUCACCGUCUUGGUGAGAUGUUCCAUCAUCAUCACGAUUUUCAACCAGGGAAUGGAUUAUAUGCUCCCUCGCAACGACUCACUGAGUGGAAGAAGGGCGAGAAAGCUUUGCUGGCAGAUGCUUUAUUGGAUCUUGAAGACGAGGCAAACGAAAAUGACAACGGUAACAAGGCGCUUUGGUGGGACGCAGGUCCUGGCAGAAAAGGAUCCGCUAGACAGAAGAAGGCCGAGGCCUACGACGGGGAAUAUGAUGACAGUAAUGGUACAGUACCUUUAGCUUUUGGUUCUAUGGAAGACUGUGCUGGAUGUAUUGCUGAGCAACACCUGUCGCUCAAAACCCGCACUUCUUCUGGAUUUGUUAAACUGCGACCGAAGCACAAAUCCGGAUAUGCGAGCAAGGUGGUUGCUGCAAACCAAUCAUCUGAAAAGCAGAAACUUCCUCCCAGCCCCCCUCGUGGUCCAGAUCAUUCGCUAACGUGUGCGAUGCGGGUUAUCCGCGUUCGUCCUGAUAUAGCUCCUACUAGAUUUAAACCACCGCUAUUACUAAAGUGUGGGCCCCUUUUACGUUACCACGGCAUACGCACCGAGAAAACAUCCAGUCGCUCAGUUGCUCGUGGUCCUCUACCAGAACGUGAAGUUUGGAGAGGCAGUGUCAUGAUCGUGACUCAAGACUCAAGUUCAUCGUACGAACUUGCUCCAACCUUGAGACUCUUUUUGCAGCCUGUUGAUUUAAUUCCACCACCACCCGCACAAGUUGAUGGCGAAGAACUCGCUCCAGAGUACAUUGACCCUAUUGCAGGACUUACAAAGAUCGGGCGAGAUGGUAGGACGCUCUACACUCGUCCCGUUGAACACCUUCCAGAAGAACAAGAUCUCUCACGGAUUGAAACAGACAAGGGACUGUUUGAGUCUCAUCGAAGUAAUCUCGAUGGAAAUACAGACCCAAGAAAGACACGCAAGAGAGAGCAAUAUGAUGGCGAGAAGGCCGGAAAGUAUAAAGAAGUACGAGGUUUCCGUUUACAUGCAGACCGAGGAGUCACAUUUUGGAGAUUCAAUGUUGAAGUAGAGUUGCGCAGCAAGCAACAAAGAAUUGCUUAUCGAAUUAAUCGUGGUCCAGCCACAGGUUUCUGGGUUCCUGCUCGUGGACAAGCGAUGAACAUAAUGUUCUAUAGUUGCAACGGUUUCACCAUGGAUGUUCAUCCAAAUGACUUCAGCGGACCCGACCCUUUGUGGAGAGAUGUUCUGAACACUCAUCAAACACAACCAUUUCAUGUCAUGCUCGGUGGUGGUGAUCAGCUCUAUAACGAUCACAUGAUGGAACGAACUACCCUUUUCAAGGAAUGGCUCAAUAUUAAAAAUCCUCUUCGCAAAGAAGCUUUACCUUUCACGCCGGAGAUGCAAGACGAAAUGGAGCAUUUUUAUUUGGAUAGCUAUUGCAUGUGGUUCUCUCAAGGUCUCUUUGGAGUUGCUAAUUCACAAAUUCCUAUGAUCAACAUUUUUGAUGACCAUGAUAUUAUAGAUGGGUUCGGUUCGUAUCCUGAUAGUUACAUGAAGUGCCCGGUUAUGUCUGGCUUGGGAAGCGUAGCAUUCAAAUACUACAUGCUUUUUCAACAGCAAAGCAGUAUCGAUGAAGGCGAAGAUACCGAGCCAAGUUGGAUUUUGGGAGCACAACCAGGACCCUACAUCCCUGAAUUGAGCCGAACCAUUUUCACUGGUCUGGGUCGUGGCAUCUCAUUCCUUGGUAUCGAUUGUCGUACGGAGCGAAUGGAUGAUGAAAUCGUUACUGCCGAGACAUAUAAAAAGAUAUUCGAUCGGCUUGAAAAGGACAUUAUCAAGGGCCAGACGAAGCAUCUUAUUGUAUUACUUGGGGUACCAAUUGCGUAUCCAAGAAUGGUUUGGCUUGAGACUCUCCUCACAUCCAAAGUUAUGACACCUAUAAAGGCAAUGGGCCGGGCUGGCUUGCUAGGAAAAAGUCUCAUGAACCACUUCGAUGGUGGUGUGGAAAUCCUUGAUGAUCUCGAUGAUCAUUGGACAGCAGCCCAUCACAAGGAAGAGCGCAAUUGGUUAAUCCAGGAAUUACAGGAUUUGGCAGCCGAGAAGUCUGUCCGAAUUACUAUUCUAGGUGGCGAUGUCCAUCUUGGUGCUAUCGGCCAGUUCUACUCAAAUCCCAAACUGAAGAUUCCUAAGGACCAGGAUUACCGCUAUAUGACCAACAUCAUAUCUUCGGCCAUUGUUAAUGCGCCACCGCCAGACAUGCUCGCGGAUAUUCUGAACAAACGGAACAAAGUACACCAUUUUGAUGCUGAGACAGACGAAGACAUGAUUCCAAUUUUUACUCAUGAUGUGGAUGGUAAACCUAGGAAUAAUAGACGCCUACUUAAUCGCAGGAAUUGGUGCUCGAUCCGGGAAUACAUUCCAUCUCUGACUCGUCCUAAUUCACCAGAUGCCACUGCAUCUUAUGAUGGUAGUGUUACUCCAUCACCUAGACCCGGUUUACUGCGUCGCUUCUCAACAAAAGGCCCCUCAUAUCGUCCUGAUGCACCACCGUUGUCAAAUCCUUCGUUCUUUAAUAGACGUCCAUCGUUUUCACGUCCGUCAUUGUCUUUAUCCCGUCGAAAUUCCACCGAGUCUGCAAGACCAGGAAGCUUGAAGAGAACCUUGUCACUGACACGAAAGGAUUUCACGGGAAUCUUCCGACGAAGCAGCAAGCGUAAGGACUCUGGUGGUAUUAAUGGUUACGGAUCCGAGAGCGAAGACGAUCUGGCCUAUAACCCCAAUCUUGACGGGCCAUCCACUAUGCGUGGAGGUGCCGGCGACGAAUACUAUGCUUUUGAAAAUGAAGCUCCCCAUGCCGCCACCUACUCGCACAAGCAAGCCGCAACCUCCAUCGCUGGAAACCAACCACAAGAACCUGUUUUCACACGCGACCAAUUCCAUCGCACCCCCACUGGUUUGUCUGAAAAACAAAUUAGGAAGGGUAAUUAUCAAAACAUCAAUUUGGAGGGUGGAUUGGAUAUUUGUCUAAAUGUUGAGGUCAAUCAGAAGGAUCCGGCGGGAAUCACUAUGCCGUAUAGAUUGCUGGUUCCGGCUCUUUGGUAUGAGGAUGAUAUGGGGGAUGAGGCCGCUAAGCGAAAGAGGGAGUAUGAUUUGAUCUUAUGGUUGAAGAAGAGAAGGGCUAGCAAGGGCCAGAAGAUGGAUGGUGAGACGAAACUUAGUGCUAGUUGA
Messenger RNA from Sclerotinia borealis F-4128, 4845 nucleotides. The record is from the annotation of a GenBank genome assembly. NCBI's taxonomy places the organism in Eukaryota, Fungi, Ascomycota, Leotiomycetes, Helotiales, Sclerotiniaceae.